Molecule: messenger RNA, 318 nt
Organism: Tremella mesenterica DSM 1558
Lineage: Eukaryota; Fungi; Basidiomycota; Tremellomycetes; Tremellales; Tremellaceae
Exons: 2
Coding region: 1-318 (105 amino acids)
Source: RefSeq, a predicted model, not a curated record
AUGAGAUCCCCUGUGACGAAAGCUGCGUCGAUGGCGGCAUUGCUGACUAGCGCUAGUGACGGCUUUCAAUUGAAUUCAAACAGUAGCUCUCAAUUGAUUUCAAACAACAGCGUUGCUGCCGCCCUAGCAUCCGCACUCCCAAACUCAGCUUCGAGCUCCAUUGACAGACAGCCAACACAACUUACGACCGCCGACCCCACUCCUUCGAAUGUCGCCCCUUCGAGCGUCGACCCUCCCAGCGUCGCCCCUCCGAGCACCGCGACCGCGACCGCGACCGAGACCAAGUCAGGCCCUUCCCCUACCGUGAAUCUUGAUUGA